Messenger RNA from Monodelphis domestica (gray short-tailed opossum), 865 nucleotides. RefSeq lists its product as uncharacterized. Gene Ontology annotation, cellular component: cytoplasm; ASAP complex; nucleoplasm. Gene Ontology annotation, biological process: mRNA splicing, via spliceosome. NCBI's taxonomy places the organism in Eukaryota, Metazoa, Chordata, Mammalia, Didelphimorphia, Didelphidae. Gene Ontology annotation, molecular function: RNA binding. The record is from RefSeq and is a predicted model, not a curated record.
GUGCAGAGGAGGAAUGGGCGGCAGAGGCUGAGGACCUGGAAAGAUGGCUCCCUCUCCCACCAAACGUAAAGAUAGAACUGAUGAGAAGUCAAAGGACCGGUCUAAAGAUAAAGGGGCCACCAAAGAGUCGAGUGAAAAGUACCGUGUUAGAGACAAAGCACGUAAGAAACGCAGUGCCCUCAGUGGUAGCAGUACUUCCAGGUUUCGAUCCAGUUCCACCUCUAGCUCUGGUUCUAGUAUCAGCACUGGCUUUAGCAGUGGGUCCAGCUCUUCUUCCGCAUCAAGCCAUUCAGGAAGCUCUAGCACCUCCCGUAGUUCCAGCUCUAGCAGUUCCUCUGGGUCUCCAAGUCCCUCUCGACGAAGACAUGACAAUAGGAGACGGUCCCGCUCCAAAUCAAAACCACCUAAAAGAGAUGAAAAGGAACAAAAGAGACGAAGUCCUUUACCAAAACCCACCAAAGCACACAUUGGAAGGCUCACUAAGAAUGUGACAAAGGAUCACAUCAUGGAAAUAUUUUCCACUUAUGGGAAAAUUAAAAUGAUUGAUAUGCCUGCAGAAAGGAUGCACCCUCACCUAUCCAAAGGCUAUGCAUAUGUGGAGUUUGAGAAUCCAGAUGAGGCUGAAAAGGCAUUGAAACACGUGGAUGGAGGACAGAUCGAUGGUCAGGAGAUAACAGCCACUGCAGUGUUGGCUCCUUGGCCCAGGCCCCCACCCAGAAGAUUUAGCCCACCUAGAAGGAUGUUGCCACCUCCACCAAUGUGGCGUAGAUCGCCACCACUCAUGAGAAGGUCCCGCUCUCCUAGACUUAGAUCUCCUAUCCGCCGACGCCACCGCAGCCCAUCUAGCUCUAAUUCUUCCCAAUAA